ACUACUGUUACAAUCUACAGGCUUCAUGGAUUUGCUUCCACGACUCUAGUUCAAGACUUUGGUGACUUUUCAAAAUGUUGAAGUUGAAGCCAUCCUAUCAAUCAGCGGUGACAUGAGGUCAUGAUUCACGGAGAAGAAGAAUCUGGCGAAGCAGAGGAGGAGUAAUACAAGCAAAGCAUGAACCCAAUCGAACGGUGGGUCCCCUAUGUCUGUUUAGCCGCACGUUUGUCAACUGGAGUAAAGCCAUGCUUUCAAGAAUUUGGGAUGGUACGAGCAGUGGGGUUGAUGGUAGUACCAACCACCAGAGGCGCCGUCGACAGGCCGGAAAACAGCCGCCAAGUCGCCAGAAUUCUUUCACCCGCGAUAUUGGCCACGCUGCUUCUGAGACUUAUCUUAUCACUGGCCUUAGCUUCACUCUUCUCCGAUAUCUCGGGUUACCGGUGGAUGAAUAGAUUGUUUGCCCUUGCUUGUUAUGCCAUGCUACUUUUGCCCGGUUUUCUCCAAGUGGGAUAUUAUUAUUUUUUUUCAAGUCAAGUCCGGCGGAGUAUUGUUUAUGGAGAUCAACCAAGAAAUAGAUUGGACCUAUUUUUACCAACAAAUAACGCUGAACAAGUACCAGUUGUGGUGUUUGUAACUGGAGGAGCAUGGAUCAUUGGCUACAAAGCUUGGGGUUCGCUACUGGGAAGGCAGUUGGCUGAAAGAAAUAUCAUAGUUGCAUGCAUUGAUUACAGAAAUUUUCCCCAGGGAACUAUUAGUGACAUGGUGAACGAUGUUUCUGAGGGGAUCUCAUUUGUCUGCAACAACAUUGCUGAUUAUGGAGGUGAUCCUAAGAGGAUUUAUCUAAUGGGGCAAUCAGCUGGUGCACAUAUAUCUUCUUGUGCUCUUUUGGAACAAACAAUCAAAGAAUCUAGGGGAGAGAGCACCUCAUGGAGUGUUUCCCAGUUAAAAGCUUAUUUUGGUUUAUCUGGAGGGUACAAUUUAUUUAAUUUAGUGGAGCACUUCCACAAUCGUGGCCUCUAUCGUUCCAUCUUUUUAAGCAUCAUGGAAGGAGAAGAAUCCUUUGAACAAUUUUCGCCUGAAGUUAGAAUAAAGGAUCCGUGCAUUAGAGAUGCCGUUUCUUUCUUGCCUCCUAUUAUACUUUUUCAUGGAACCGCGGAUUACUCUAUACCAUCAGAUGCCAGCAAAACUUUUGUGGAUGCUCUUCACGCAGUGGGUGCCAAAGCUGAGCUAAUUUUAUACGAAGGGAAAACUCAUACAGAUUUGUUUCUGCAAGAUCCUCUUAGAGGCGGUAAGGAUGAUCUAUUCGACCAUAUUGUUUCUGUGAUACAUGCUGAUGAUAAGGAAGCUCUUGCCAAUGAUGCUAUGGCACCACCAAGAAAACGUCUUGUUCCUGAAAUUUUGUUAAGAAUGGCCGGCCAUAUCAGCCCGUUUUAGGCCUUACGUUUCUCAAGGUCAAUCACCAUGCCAUGGAGUGUUUCCAAGAGCUCUCAUGCCAGGCAGUUGUAUUACACCCUUGUCCUGCACCUUUAUCAUUUAGUCAUCAAUUUUCGACUACUUAGCUGAUUAAUUUACUCCAUUUGGUGGUACCAUUUUGAGAGAUGCAAGCUUACCAAGUGCUUUAAACCAUGGUGAGAAAAUGAAAAGUUGUACUUUAUCCAACUCUAUUAGGUCUACCCACAAGCCAAGAUAGGCUUCUUAAUUAGAGGAAACUACAUCUUCAACCUUAUGUUAUGGAUGAACCAUUUCUUCAUCUGUUGUUACAGGCUUAGUUAACUUAUUUUCAGGAAAUGAAAGUUAUUGCAUUUAUGAA
Mangifera indica (mango) is the source of this 1810-nucleotide messenger RNA. RefSeq names its product isoprenylcysteine alpha-carbonyl methylesterase ICME-like. The transcript has 12 exons. The record is from RefSeq and is a predicted model, not a curated record. NCBI's taxonomy places the organism in Eukaryota, Viridiplantae, Streptophyta, Magnoliopsida, Sapindales, Anacardiaceae. The coding region runs from base 178 to 1434 and encodes 418 amino acids.